This is a messenger RNA of Sitodiplosis mosellana (orange wheat blossom midge), 2128 nucleotides long. Its product is annotated as G-protein coupled receptor Mth2-like. The record is from RefSeq and is a predicted model, not a curated record. Gene Ontology annotation, cellular component: membrane. The transcript has 7 exons. Gene Ontology annotation, molecular function: G protein-coupled receptor activity. Bases 463 to 2100 code for a protein of 545 amino acids. Lineage: Eukaryota; Metazoa; Arthropoda; Insecta; Diptera; Cecidomyiidae. Gene Ontology annotation, biological process: G protein-coupled receptor signaling pathway; cell surface receptor signaling pathway.
UUGUUAAGCCACUGUGCAGUAGCGUGUAUCCACGCGUUAGUCCUGUGUGAUGCUUUGAGCUGGUAGCAAGUGGUGUCAAAAUGCUCAGCAAUAAAUGUGAUAGCAAUCAAAAAGGCAGUGAAUUACAAUCGUUAUGUUCAGUCUUGGGCGUUCGGUCAGAGGAUUAGGUUUGUUCAACAUUAUUGCAAUGAAUUAGUUUGUUUGCGCACGUGAUACGUGUGGAAAUAAUUCUAUUGUUUAAAUCAAAAUAAAAUAUUUCAAAAAAAAAUUAUCAAAACCAACGAGUGGAAAAAAAGUGAAAACCAAAAAAAAAAAUUAUAACAUAUGUGCGUUGAGUAGAUUUGCAGUUGUGGUUUUAUCUUUAAUUAAUUCGCGGUUUAUUUUUUCCAUUUGUGGCUGUCAAUCAUGAGAAUAAACUCGAUUGAAAAUUGAUGAAUAUUUAAUGUGUUUGCCUCUGACAAAAUGAGUUCAAGAGUUCAUUUGAUACCGAAAAACGUGAUGGGUGUGCUACGGAUUCUGAUAAUUCAGUUGAUUUCUCUGAAUUGGAGCGGUGCAACCUCAAUUACUACAGGCUUACCGUGCAAUUUUCACGAUUCAAUCAAUAUUACUGAUGGAUUACUCGGCAAAGACGAUUCGAUACAAUUCAAUGGGAUCAUAUUUCCAAGAGGUCAAUAUGCGGAAAUAGAUUAUAUCCUGGUUAAUGGAACGGAACGUAGUCCAGUGUCAUCACAUCGACGAGGAUGUCCGUGCAAAGUUAAAACUUGCAUUCGGCUUUGCUGCUCACCUGGAAAAGUUUUCGAUUCAAAAUUGGGAGUAAAAGAAAUCGGGGAGUUGUUCAAAUGUGCAAAUAAUGAUAAAGCCAAAAACUUAACGUUUGAAAUCCGGGAGAAAAAUAACAAAAUGGAAAAAGUUAACUUGAACGAAGAGUUUUCAUAUGUGAUCGCUACGUCACCAAAAGAUGAUUAUUUUUAUGGUAAAAAAUGGGAGAUAAAACAUACUGGUGAAGUUCUGGAUAUGGGCGAGUUGUACGAUCAUCAAAGCUAUUGUUUGCUAAAAUAUUUCGAUCAAAUGACUGGCGAAAUUAAAUUGAAUGUUCUCAUAUCUGACAAAGUAGACGAUGCGUAUAGCGAAAAGGAUUUAAUUUAUGCCAUAGCUAUGCUGAUAUCAGUGUCAUUUAUUGCUGCAACCUUUUUGGUAUACAUUUUGUUGCCGGAUUUGCGUAAUUUACAUGGAAAAUGUCUUCUCGGUUAUCUGUCCGGGCUAAUAGUUGGGUAUUCUUUGUUGACUUGGAUAAAACUCAACGGGUGGCAUAAAAAUGACCCAAUUUCUCGUAAAAUGAUUGGCCUUAUUACAUACUUUUCUCUGUUAUCUGCCUUUUUCUGGUCAAAUGUCAUUAGCUAUGACUUGCAUCGUAAUUUUCGCGCAAUACGCUCCAAAAUUUAUUCCGAACGCAAGAGAUUCGUUGCAUACAUGAUUUAUGCUUGGGGAUCACCAUUUCUUCUAACAAUAAUCGCUGUAGUUCUUGACUUUACCGAACCACUACCAGAUUAUUUACUACCAGGCAUUGGAACGAAAUCGAAUUUUUUAAAACCUUCAAAAGAUGGAAAACUUUCGCCAUUCCUAUACUUUUAUAUGCUCAUUUUAAUCAUAUUUUCGGCCAAUGCUGUGUUAUUUGUUGUGACAGCGUUUAAAAUUCGUCGAGCACAACGAGAAAUAUCUAAAAUUACAUCACAAGAAGAAAGUGCACGCCAUCAGAGCCAUUUGAAUAAUGAGAAAGACAAUCUGGUAUUAUUUAUGCGACUGUUUAUUAUCAUGGGAGUCUGUUGGAUUAUGGAAGCGAUUGAAUAUUUGACUCAAGACCCAAACAACGCAAAUUCAAACUGGCUCGUUAUAAUGAUGGACAUUUGGAAUCUGCUGCAAGGACUCAUCGUAUUCAUACUCUUUGUGAUGAAACGUCGUGUGCUGAUUUUAUUGAAGAAAAAAUACAGGGGAAUGCGUGGCACAACUGGAACAUCAAAUGGAAGUUCCCGAACGCGCAGCUCUUCUACAAAAACAACAAAUACGGAUUCACAAGUAUCUCGCGACACUCCAAUUCAAUGAUAUCUUUCAAGCUAUUUGAAAAUUUAUU